GAUUAUGUGAAUUUUGCCGUAAAAGGUGUUUUUUAUCCGCAAAUAAAGUGGUUACGAGAUCAGCAUUAAGCAUAUCGAUACUAUCUUCCAAUCAAAGUUUCUUUCAUUUCACAAUCACUUAGGUGUUUCGUUGAAUUUUCAAAUUAGGAAAUCAGCCUCCGUUGAACCAAUGGAAAGGUUUUCUUUCUAACACUUUAAUUAUGACGUUCACACAGGGAAACACGACACGUGAGAGUUUUGAUUUCCUAUCAGCCCACACGGGUGCAAUUUUCUUUUUGAUUGUAUGUUGACAUCAUGUAAUUAGUAAGCACCAUUCACUAAUUACUUUAAUGUCUUAAUUACUCUUCAACAUCGUAUAUAAAAGGCCGUGAUCGUUAUGUUCUUCAGUAUUCAAAAUUCACUGAUAUUGAUAACACACAAACUGUUAGGAAGAAGAAUUUCAAACGAAAAUGAAUUUUGCACCUGUUUUAUGUGUACUAGUUUCAAUUGUAGCGAUUACUAACGGAUUCAACCAUAGUCGACUGCAAAAAAAAUUCUUAUUAAAAGCACAAUCAGAAAAAGGACCAUACACGAAAGAAACAUCGCAUCAGCGAUAUCGAAGAUUUUCUAACGAUGUGACAUUCGAACGUACACAAAGCAAGUUGACGGAAUACUUGACUAACAUGGUUGAGUACAUAUGGGAUGUUCAUAUGAACCAGAAAAAGAAUAUCAUACAAAAACAGCAAGUACGACAAGUACGAACGAAUUAUAUACAUAAUUCUGGUCUGCACUAACCAGCGUAAAUCUUAUACUCAGUAAUCGUUUAACGCACAUUCUGGCAGGCAAUCACAAAAAUCCGUUGACACUCAGUAAAUAAGAUAUCCGAUAUUUGAAGCGUUUCUCCACCAGAUAUCUCAAAUGACCGGUGACAUCAACUAUGACUAAUGACUGUCAAUAUCCUGAAUAAAUACAUUACUAAUGAUUUUAAACUUCCAUUCAGGUGAUGGUUUAUGUAACCUUUCUCAGACAAUUUUAGACAAUGGGAGAAUGCCCUAUCAAAAGUUUUUUUGUUUAUAAUUCCUUCUCUGUUGUAAAUUUUAGCACCAGCAAGUUCUUAUCUUUUUAGCGUUAAAUAGUUGAAACAAUGAAGAUUACCUGCAAUUUAAUAGGCUAAUUGCAGUUAAGCUGAAUUAGACUGAAUAAGUUAAAAAUAUUUAAUAUCUAAAUAUUCAUCUCUUUCUUUACUAUUAUGAAUUCUAGUCUAAUUCUGUUCCAUCAUCCCAACCUGAAUACAGUUAAUAUCAGUGAAAGCUCUCGCAACCAACAUAUAAUUGUAA
Hydractinia symbiolongicarpus is the source of this 1316-nucleotide messenger RNA. RefSeq lists its product as uncharacterized. NCBI's taxonomy places the organism in Eukaryota, Metazoa, Cnidaria, Hydrozoa, Anthoathecata, Hydractiniidae. The coding region runs from base 450 to 773 and encodes 107 amino acids. The record is from RefSeq and is a predicted model, not a curated record. The transcript has 2 exons.